UUACACUUGGCACAAUGCAGUCAGGCAAGUACUGUUCUCCUGGCAACCCCCAAACCCAGACACAUCCAUCGGAUUGCCAGACAGAGAAGCGUGAUUCGUUACUCCAGAGAACACGUCUCCACUGCUCUAGAAUCCACUGCUCUAGCAUCCAACGCUUUGCUGUUGUUCCCAGUUGCUUCUACUUUGUUAUAACACCACUAACAGUUGACCGUGGAAUAUUUUUUAGCAAGGAAAUUUCACGGAUGGCUUUUUUUGCACUGGUGGCAACCUAUAACAGUACCACGCUUGAAUUUACUGAGCUUCUGAGAGCGACCUAUUCUUUCACAAAUGUUUGUAGAAGCAGUCUGCAUGCCUAG
Staurois parvus is the source of this 356-nucleotide messenger RNA. The record is from the annotation of a GenBank genome assembly. Lineage: Eukaryota; Metazoa; Chordata; Amphibia; Anura; Ranidae.